This is a messenger RNA of Penaeus vannamei (Pacific white shrimp), 2320 nucleotides long. The record is from RefSeq and is a predicted model, not a curated record. NCBI's taxonomy places the organism in Eukaryota, Metazoa, Arthropoda, Malacostraca, Decapoda, Penaeidae.
AUGGUCACAGGAGAUAAGAAUGGGAUCCUAAGCAUGGAAAUAUUGUUUUCAGCAGUAGGCUCUCGUCAUGCCACCCGGAUCCAAUUGGUUAAAUAUAGUUUUGAGCACAAGGCAGGAGACAGUGAGCGUUAUAACACCAUCAUAAUGCAUGAAACGAUUAGAGUUGCUGUUAUACAACAGUUUGAGGGUGUUACCAUGGUGCCAGCAGAUCUCAUGAGAGUUAUGGAAGCUUCAUUUCUGGAGUAUUAUGAUCAUUAUGUUGAAAUUUGUGAAAAAAAUAUGCAUCUAGAUGGACAAACCAUGGUGGAUCCUUUCCGGGAAUGGCGAGGACACUUCCAGUAUGCAACCCUUUUGAAGAACCUCAAGAGACUAAAAGCCAAAAUUGAGGCGAAGGUAGACAGUGAAGUACCUGAAAACCCCAUAACAGCAGAGAGUGAUGAUGUAUCUAGUAUAUCAGAAGAUAAACCUGAGCCAUAGAUAGCAUCAGUAAUCACUCCCCGAGCCAUAAUUAGUAACCUUGGUCUCCAAUCAUCACUUUAGCAUCACAUAUGAUUAAGACUGUACACUGUGGUGCUGAAAUGUAGAAUAUGCAGGAGAGAGUAAGAACUCUCCAGCAUAGUUUUUUUUGUACCAAUGGAACUGUAUCCAGUCUUGCAAGUUUUAAGUUUCUUGAUAUGAGAUUAUGAUUCAUGCAUAAAUUGUGAUUGUGUUUGGCAAAGAAAAUUUGAGAAUAUUUCAAGUGAUAUGUGUCUGACAUGAUUUUAGUGUAAUUUACCUCUGAGGGUUGAAGAAAGUAUGGCACUGUAAGGAACAGUGAGGGCAAAAGAAAUCUCAUUGGAAAUAAUUGCAUUAAAAUCUUUUGAUGAAGAAAAAUUGUAUGUUGAAUGUUUCUUACUUAGUCUUGAUAUGAGCUUUAAUUACUGGAGCCUUUAAAAAGGCCAAUGUGUUCUUGAUUCUAGAACCUUUAAUAACUAUAGUUCACUGAAGAGAAUCAAGGUUAUAAAUUUAGGGACACAGUAGUCUUGUCUUUCAUGUUUAUAUGACAUGUAUAAAAUGGUAGAAAUGUUAUAUUUGCUUGUUAAUUCAGAAACUGUUGUCUUGCAUAAGGCAAGGAAAAUAAUUUUCAUUUGUCUAUUUAUCAAAUGAUAGUGGACAUCAAGUUUUAUCAUUGAGAAUAGACUACUAUUUGAUGUGAGAGCUGUAAUAUUUUCAUGUUCUUCAUUAUUAUUCUUAUAACUGCUGCAUGAGACAUAUAUGGAUAAGAGAGCUUUGAAAAGACCUUAGAUUAAAUUCAAGAAAUGCAUUGCAUGUUUCUUUAAUGAGAAUGAUUGAUUAUAUUGUUUGUUUUUUAUGUUUUUUCCUUCUUUUCUAGAGAAGAAGCUAAAAACAUGACACAUCUUUCCAAAAGUUCAUGUGUGUGAAAUAUGUAACAAAUUCAAUAAGCCUAUGAGUGAAUCUAGGGAAAGACAAAGAGACAGAGAAAUGUUCUGAUGUUAUUACAUGGGGAUAGUCUUUCACAACCCUUUAAUCCUCAAGAAUUUUUUAUUACAAUGAUGAAGGUUAUAGAUUUCUAUAUGAUAUAAUAGUCAUGUAAAUCAGUAGACUAAGUAAGCUUUAUUUGUGAACACAUUUAUAGUAUUACAUUUUCUAGCAAGUGAGUUAUGGAAGGUAUUGUUACCUCUUUGCUGAGUCGGCUUUAAAGGGCCGAUGGUAGUUGUAACUGUGAAAAUGUUUUGUUCCUAAUGUAUUUGGAAACUCCAGAAAAUAUAUUAGCAAUGUAACAGUCAGGUUUGUAAAACUAGUCUGUUUUCAGAGCUAGAAAAUAGAAAUCCUUCCUAUAACCGGAAAAAUUAUUGCAUCCAGAUGUUGUGCUUAUUAUUUGUUAUCAUCACUUCACCAAUGCUGAUAUAAGAUAAAGAAUGUAUCUUGAAAAUUAGAGUGAUACGUGUAUGCUUUGAAUUCCAAAAUUUGAAGAACUGUCUUUAGGAAAAUGAAUCAUGAAGUAUUUCCAGUGCAUCACAGAUAUGCUGAUUAGUUUUCUUGGUAAAUCUGAAUUAUACAAAUGUACACCCUGUUCAUAUUGCAUAAGAAAAUGAACUACUUUGAUUUUUUUUGGUAUUUUGUGCAUAUCAUUGUACAUUUAGCUAUGGCAGUAAAGCUUUUGGUUGCACAUCACUUACAAAAUACCUGAAGGAUUGAAAUAAUCAUUUUAUGGUUCACACACACACACGCACAUGCACACGCACUUACACUCACACUCACACUCACACUCACACUCACACUCACUCACACUCACACUCACACUCACACUCACACACAC